This is a messenger RNA of Beta vulgaris subsp. vulgaris (sugar beet), 1026 nucleotides long. Its product is annotated as glutathione S-transferase F10-like. Gene Ontology annotation, molecular function: glutathione transferase activity; glutathione binding. Gene Ontology annotation, cellular component: cytoplasm. The transcript is spliced from 3 exons. The record is from RefSeq and is a predicted model, not a curated record. NCBI's taxonomy places the organism in Eukaryota, Viridiplantae, Streptophyta, Magnoliopsida, Caryophyllales, Amaranthaceae.
AUCAACGCAACUACUCUAAAAGAUAAAGUUAGUCACUUUAAUUGGCACAGGGUCUUCAAAUUCAAGAAUCAAAAUCAUCCGGAAGUGUAGUUACUAUUGACUAAAAUUUCCAUUCACUGACUUGAUAACAUCUCCUCCAACUCAAAGAGCCUACAAAAAAUGACAGCCACGCCUGUAAAAGUGUACGGACCCCCGCUAUCAACGGCAGUGUCAAGAGUGUUGGUAUGUCUUUUGGAAAAACAAGUCCAGUUCGAGCUCGUCAGUGUCAACAUGUCUAAAGGAGAACAUAAGAGUCCUGAAUACCUCAAAAUUCAGCCUUUCGGUCAAGUACCAGCUUACCAAGAUGACAACAUUACCCUUUUUGAGUCAAGAGCAAUAUGCCGUUACAUAUGAGAGAAAUAUGCAAGCCAAGGAAACAUAAAACUGUACGGGAUUAAUCCAUUAGAGAAAGCAUCAAUAGAACAGUGGAUAGAGGCAGAGAGCCAGAGCUAUAAUCCACCAACAGGAAGUCUAGUGUUUCAGCUAGCAUUUGCCCCACGCAUGAACAUCCCGCAAGACGAAGGGCUGAUAGAAAAGAGCAAAGAAAAGCUAGCCAAAGUGCUUGAUGUCUACGAGAGGAGGCUAGGAGAGAGCCGGUACUUGGCCGGGGAUGAGUUCUCUUUAGCUGAUCUCUCCCACUUGCCUAACACGCAGUAUUUAGUGAGUGGUACGGAUGUGAAAGAGCUGUUCAUGUCGAGAGAUAAUGUGGGUAGGUGGUGGGAGGAGAUUUCAAGCAGGGACUCAUGGAAGAAGGUGGUUGAAAUGCAGAACUCUUCCCUUCCUAAAAGUUCAGCAUAACAAAAGAGGCUGAAGGUUUUAAUGGUAAUCUGAAACUAUGUUGCUGUUGUUCUUGGAUUUAGUACGUUUAGUAUGAAGUAUCGUCAUUUGAAUAAAGGGUAUCGUUUUAUUAUAUGAAAGUGUUGGGUUUUAAUCAGCAUUAUCUCAUUACAUGGACUUGUCAUUCACUAUAUGAUGGAACUUCAUUAA